Molecule: messenger RNA, 2414 nt
Organism: Lactuca sativa (garden lettuce)
Lineage: Eukaryota; Viridiplantae; Streptophyta; Magnoliopsida; Asterales; Asteraceae
Gene: MCM5
Product: Minichromosome maintenance (MCM2/3/5) family protein
Biological process (GO): DNA replication; DNA replication initiation; double-strand break repair via break-induced replication
Cellular component (GO): nucleus; MCM complex
Molecular function (GO): 3'-5' DNA helicase activity; single-stranded DNA helicase activity; single-stranded DNA binding
Source: RefSeq, a predicted model, not a curated record
GGACUAUCGCCGCACAAAGAGCAUUUCUAGAGAGAAGUGAGAGAGAAAGCGAGAGAACGUCGACGAGAGACCAAAAGAAAGCUUCGACGAUUGAAGAUGUCUGGCUGGGAUGAAGGUGCGGUACACUACAGCGACCAAGCACAGUUCCCUCAUGGCGCCGGCGCCGAUCCCGAACAGGCGGCGAACCGCCACACGGUACUCAGGAAGUUUAAAGAGUUCAUCAGGAACUUCGCUCGUCCGAACGAGCCCAACGUCUUCCCUUACAGAGAAAGCCUUGUUCAAAAUCCGAAGUUCCUCCUCGUUAAUCUAACCGAUCUCCUCACCUAUGACAAAGAUCAAGAUCUUCGAGAUUUGCUCCGGAAAAACCCUUCCGAUUACCUCCCUCUGUUCGAAACUGCUGCGGCAGAGGUGAAUGCAAAUUUGAAGGCAAGAGUUGCCGGAGAAACUGGAGAAAUGGAGGAGCCACAGACAGGGGAGGUUCAAAUUUUGUUGAAAUCAGAUGAGGAUCCUGUAUCAAUGAGAGCCCUCGGGGCACAAUACAUAUCCAAACUGGUUAAGAUAUCUGGGAUUACUAUUGCUGCAUCUCGUACAAAGGCUAAAGCAACUUACGUGACUUUGUUGUGUAAGAACUGUAAAAAUGUGAAGGUGGUUCCUUGUCGCCCUGGGCUUGGUGGAGCAAUUGUGCCAAGAUCAUGUGACCAUGUAGCACAGAUGGGUGAAACACCAUGCCCUGUUGACCCAUGGAUUGUAGUCCCAGAUAGAAGCAAGUAUGUUGAUCAACAAACCUUGAAACUUCAAGAAAAUCCUGAGGAUGUCCCAACUGGUGAGCUACCAAGGAACAUGCUUUUAUCUGUAGACAGACAACUUGUACAAACAAUUGUACCUGGUACAAGACUGACUAUAAUGGGAAUUUACAGCAUAUUUCAAGCUUCCAAGACAUCCACAUCUCACAAAGGAGCAGUUGCUAUUAGACAACCGUAUAUAAGAGUUGUUGGAAUAGAAGAAACAAACGAAGCUACUCGUGGUCCUGCCAAUUUCACACAAGAAGAGGUUGAAGAAUUCAAGAGAUUUGCAGCAGAAGGCAAUGUAUAUGAAAACAUAUGUUCCAAGAUUGCCCCUUCUAUAUUUGGCCAUGUGGAUGUUAAAAAAGCUGUGGCUUGUCUCCUGUUUGGAGGAUCAAGGAAGACUUUGCCUGAUGGUGUAAGAUUGAGGGGUGAUAUUAAUGUUUUGCUCUUGGGAGACCCAUCCACUGCAAAAUCACAGUUUCUCAAGUUUGUUGAGAAGACUGCUCCUAUAGCUGUUUACACUUCUGGGAAAGGCUCAUCUGCAGCUGGGCUUACUGCUUCUGUCAUUCGUGAUAACAGCACUCGCGAGUUUUAUCUGGAAGGAGGGGCUAUGGUCUUGGCUGAUGGUGGUGUUGUCUGCAUUGAUGAAUUCGACAAAAUGAGACCAGAAGACAGGGUUGCCAUACAUGAAGCCAUGGAACAACAAACAAUAUCCAUAGCCAAAGCAGGAAUAACAACAGUUCUCAAUUCCAGAACUUCUGUGUUAGCUGCAGCAAACCCUCCAUCAGGCCGUUAUGAUGAUCUCAAGACUGCACAAGAUAACAUUGACUUACAGACUACAAUCCUUUCAAGAUUUGACCUCAUCUUCAUUGUCAAAGAUAUCAAGAUGUUCAGCCAAGACAAGAAAAUAGCGACUCAUAUUAUUCAGGUCCAUACAUCUGCUAAUGCAGCGGGUGAACCUAGGGAUACUAAAGAUGAUAACUGGCUUAAAAGGUAUAUUCAGUACUGUCGCAGCAUGAGUCAACCUCGCCUAUCCGAUUCUGCAGCUACUUCGUUGCAGCAGACUUAUGUUGAAAUUAGACAGAAAAUGAGGAAACAGGCAAACGAAACUGGUGAAGCGACAGCUGUACCAAUAACAGUGAGACAGCUGGAAGCGAUAGUUAGGUUGAGCGAGUCGCUAGCAAAGAUGAGACUGUCAAAUGUGGCGAAUGAUAUUGAUGUUGUGGAAGCAGUUAGACUGUUUGAGAAUUCAACGAUGGAUGCUGCGAAAUCUGGGAUAAAUCAACAUAUCAAUUUGACCCCUGAGAUGGCAAAUGAGAUAAAGCAAGCGGAAAGUCAGAUAAAGAGAAGAAUGGGAAUUGGGUCUCAUUUAUCGGAGAGAAGACUGAUUGAUGAUUUGACAAGAAUGGGGCUGAAUGAGUCGGUUGUGAGGAGAGCAUUGAUAAUAAUGCAUCAAAGGGAAGAAGUUGAAUACAAGAGAGAAAGGCGUGUCAUUUAUCGCAAAGCUUAGCUUUAAAUCCUUUUUAUCAUUGGAUUGGGAUUGAAAAUGUCAUUUAGCAAGUUAUUAGUUGUUUUAUUUUUACAAGAAACCUUUUAACUUUAAUUUGAAUCACUUGUGUUUGUGGUUGA